Epinephelus lanceolatus (giant grouper) is the source of this 7219-nucleotide messenger RNA. RefSeq names its product phospholipase C, delta 3b (gene plcd3b). NCBI's taxonomy places the organism in Eukaryota, Metazoa, Chordata, Actinopteri, Perciformes, Serranidae. Gene Ontology annotation, biological process: lipid metabolic process; intracellular signal transduction. The record is from RefSeq and is a predicted model, not a curated record. Gene Ontology annotation, molecular function: phosphatidylinositol-4,5-bisphosphate phospholipase C activity; calcium ion binding. Gene Ontology annotation, cellular component: plasma membrane.
CCAGACUCCUGCUUUCCACCUCCUCCGGGAUAAAACCAUGAGGAGCAGCUUGCGGAGCGCCGAGCCUCUCAACACUCUCCUCUCCUCCUCCUGCAGCAGCUGAUCCACUAAAGCGCUCAUCUCCUGCCUGAGGAACAACACAGGAAGGGCGAAGGGAGGAAGGAGGGAGGCAGAGCGAGAUAAAGCGCAGCUUUCUUGCGUUAUGUUGGGCAACAGGAAGAAAGCAGCCCCCGUGCUGAAGAAUGGAGCCGGGACGUCCCAGGCAAAGGCCAUCGAUCCUCUGAGGAACCUGGGAGUGCAGGAUGAUGAAGACGUGAAGCGGAUGUUGCAGGGCUCCAGUAUGGUAAAGGUCCGCUCGCCUCGCUGGCAGAAGCGACGAACUCUAAAGCUGCUGGAAGAUGGUGUCACUGUCUGGUGUCAGUCCCACAAAACCUCCAGCCGGGCCAAAGAGCAACAGUCCUUCUCUGUCAUGGAAGUGGAGUGUGUUCGUGAGGGUUGCCAGUCGGAGAUGUUACGGCAGAUGGCUGGCUCGGUACCUGAGGAGCGGUGUUUGACGGUGGUCUUCAAAGGGCCCCGCAAGAGCCUGGAUCUCCUCUGCCAGAGCCAGGAGGAGGCUCAGCAUUGGGCCCGUGGAAUCCGAACCCUGCAGGGGAGGGUGGAAAACAUGACCCAGAAGGAGAAACUUGAUCACUGGAUUCAUGCUUACCUGAGUCGGGCUGACCAGAACCAUGAUGAUAAGAUGAGCUAUGACGAAGUCCAGACACUGCUGCAGAUGAUCAACAUUGACCUGAGUGACCAGUAUGCCAGGAGCCUCUUUCAGAAAUGUGACCAGUCUGCCGACGGCCGUCUGGACCACGGGGAGAUUGAAGUGUUCUGCAGGGAGUUGUUACGGAGACCAGAGCUGGAUGCUGUGUUUAUCCGCUACUCUGCAAACGGCUGUGUACUUUCCACUGUGGACCUGAGGGAUUUCUUGAAGGACCAGGGGGAGGAUGCUUCACUCAUCCAUGCCCAAAGCCUCAUCCUCACCUAUGAACUUAAUGAGUGGGCCCAGAAGAACCAGUUCAUGACCCCCAAUGGCUUUACCAUGUACAUGCUGUCUAAGGAGAACUGUGUGUUUAACCCGGACCAUGCAAGGGUUUACCAAGACAUGAAUCACCCACUGGCCCACUACUUCAUCUCCUCGUCCCACAACACCUACCUCACUAAGGACCAGCUGACUGGGAGCAGCAGCACAGAGCCGUACAUUCGAGCCCUGAAUCAUGGCUGCCGCUGUGUGGAGCUGGACUGUUGGGAUGGAGAUAAAGGAGAGCCGGUCAUCUAUCAUGGACACACACUCACCUCCAAAGUGCCCUUUGUCGAAGUCAUUGAGACUAUUAACGACUACGCUUUCAAAGCAUCUCCUUAUCCUCUGAUCCUGUCCCUGGAGAACCACUGCUCCGUGGAGCAGCAGACAGUGAUGGCUCAAAACCUGCGAUCCAUCCUGGGAGACAAACUGCUCACCAAGCCCCUUGAUGAUUUUGAUCCUAACACCCUGCCUUCUCCAGAGGAUCUUAAGGGUAAAAUCCUGGUGAAGGGGAAGAGGGAGCGCGUGGUGGAGUGCUCAUCCAGCUCUUCAGAUCUCAGCUCCUCAGACGAGGAGGCCAGCUGCACUGACAGCAGAUCCUGCAGAAAGAAAGAGGACAAGAAGGUGCCAGGUGUGUCUAAACUGAGUCCAGAGCUGUCCGAGCUGGUGGUGUACACCCGCAGUGUUCCCUUUAAAAGCUUUGAACAAGCAGCCAAACACCCGGCAACUGACCUGUCCUCUUUCUCCGAGAGUGAAGCACUCAGGCUCAUUAAGGACUCAGGGAUGUAUUUUGUUCGUCACAACAGCCACCAGCUCAGCAGGAUUUACCCCUCAGGCCAGCGCCUCCAGUCCUCCAACUACAACCCUCAGGAGAUGUGGAAUGGAGGCUGUCAAAUUGUUGCUUUAAAUUUUCAGACACCUGGUGAGCAGAUGGACCUAAACCAAGGCAGGUUCCUGCAGAAUAAUCAGUGUGGGUACGUGUUGAAGCCUCCCUUCAUGUGCCGCCCUGACACCACCUUCAACCCAGAGAAUGUUGGUGGAGGUACAGGCCACAGACCUGUCCUACUCACAGUGCGGGUUAUUUCAGCUCAGCAGCUGCCUAAACCAGAAUGGGACAAACCCAGCUCAAUUGUGGACCCUCAGGUGUGGGUGGAGAUACAUGGUGUUCCCAUUGACAACAAUAAGAAGAAAACUGAUCAUGUCAGCAACAAUGGCUUUAACCCACGAUGGGACUGUACCUUCAACUUUACCGUCCAUGUCCCUGACCUGGCUCUGGUUCGCUUCAUGGUGGAGGACCAUGACUAUACCUCAAGCAAUGACUUCUUAGGACAAUACACCCUGCCUUUUACGAGUCUCCGCACAGGUUAUCGUCAUGUCCGACUUCUCAAGCUGGAUGGCUCCAGCCUUUCACCCUCCUCGCUCUUCGUCCAUCUUAAGGUCACCCCGUGUCAGAGCAGUCCUUCAAUAACAUCAGCUAAGUCAACGGCCAAGUCUUCAACCAAGAAACCCUAAUCUGAUCUUGACCCCAUAGUAACAUGAAGCAUGGAGGCCACCGUGGAAAGAUCCCUGGACAUAUCUGCCCGGAUCCAGGCAAAAAAAAUAAUCUUGUCCUACAAAUGUUGCAGCUAUAUCCUUAACCUGUCUAUAUUUUAUAGAAGAAGAGGAUUGUGUUGUGCUUCUUUAAUCCCUCGUUUAAUGCAGGCUUGAUUUUUCAGAGCAGACUCAAGACUUUAAUGAAAACCCAUUAAACCAGCCUGCAGAAGUCUACAUAUAUAUUAAUCUACGAGACCAUGACCAAAGGUUGGUGCUAGAUUUGGAACAUUUAUGACUUAUAGCUAUACUCUUAAUCUUGUGAGGUCUCACGCCCUCUGAAGGGAGGACUUCUUUUUUAACUACAAGCAUCUCAUUUUUGUGUAUUUUUUUAGAACAGUCCAGAAAUACCUGCUGGUAUGUGAUUCAAACAUUAUUUGGGUAGGGUGGAAAGCCUACAUGUAAGUGGAGACUUUCUAAAUGGUAUUUGAAGGAGAGAUUGUCUAUGAAGUUAUCAUCUAUAAACCCUACUCUGAUGUAAUAUGUACAUUGACAGAGCUAUUGGUAAUAAUUCCUGCUUUCCAUACUGGCUGUGAAGUGAUCCUUUUCUUAUGUGUCUGGACAGUAAAAGAUGAGGGACAGAGUCCACAAUCAACACUAUGUACAGAAACACAUUCCAUAGUUCAGCUAAAGCUAAGUUAUGGCUUUAGGAGUCUGAAGGCACAGGUAUACUUCAACAAAGUACUUGUCGGAUGGUCAGAAUAGCCUCUGAAACCGCUGGCCAACAAUUUUUGUCACUUUUCUGAAAACAAAAACAUGCCCACUUCAUGAAUUUUUUCAUUCAAACCUUAAUUUAAGACUUGGGUAAUAGAUUUAGGGAUUUUCAGUGAUGACUUUUAAACAAUAACACCCUACCGAGCUUGAUCAAAGAUAUCAAGCAAACAAUCAGAAGCAAAUCAAGAUAGAAAUACAAUUGUAAGCAGAGCUGCCAUUGGUACGGCUGCCUCAGGGCCCCCAAUGGGCAGGGGCCCCCUGUCAGCCUUCCUCUUAUACACAAUGGUGGUCACUGUUAACGACCAAGGAGGAACUGGUGGGGCUCCUGUGUGCUCUGAACUGCAUACCAUCGCUGAGCAGCUGAUACCUUGUGCAUAUUGACCUACGCUUACGCAAAUUUAGCUGGUCUGAUGAUGGUGCUGAUGGCUGUUAGAUCAGCACAGCGCUGUCCUUGGUGCUGAAACAUUUUAAUUUGACUGGCAACCUGUUUUCUUUAGGCUAUGUGUUCUUCAAAACAAGCUCAUCUUAAAAUGAGUUGGUCACAAGAGCCCCAUGAGAAAGCUCCACCCCCCUGUGCUGAGAGUAUAGCUCCGCCCCUGAAUACAAUCAUGUAAAACAAUAAACAAUGUCAGUGUAAACUGUUACAGGCCAAUAGUGGACGGUUAGUGAGUAAAUGCCAAAAGCGUCCAAGCAGUGUUAGAGUCUUUAGCUUUAGGUUGUUUUGCAAGAGAUCCCAUGAAUCUGCUGCACAGGGUACAUAAAAAAACAACCGGUCAUUGGAGCAAGUUAAAAGUAAUGUUUAACUGGACUGAUAGAUAGCACUACAGGUAAGAGGAAAAAUAUGUAUAUUUGAUAUCAGGGUGAACUGUCCCUUUGAGCCUUCUCACAUUAGGAAGAAUCUGUUCACAGCCAGUAUAAAUAGUAGGAAUAACAACAAUCAAAACCCUAUCAGCAUUUGAACAUAUGGCAGUCUGGUAUUGUAUUAAAAUAUACUAGAUUGUAUAUUCUAAUAUUUUAAUUACAAGAUUCACUUUUAAGCUUCUUCUGCUUUCAACCGUAUCAUCCUUGGUACUUUUAAAUGCAUCUUGGUAAUCACAUUACUAAGAGAAACCAGGUUACAUAAGAAAUCUGAGAGCAUGUUUACAGUCAGGCACUGAAGUGGCCUGCAGUGUGUCUCAAAUUGCAUACUUCUGUACUAAACACUUCAUAAUUUGAGACACUGCAUAGUACAGGAAAAUGCACUGUACUACUGACACACUUAAAACAGUCCAAAAGCUGAGUGUGGAAUGAUGGACACUUCUGUCCCUCAACGGGCGCCAUCUUUGUGACAGCAAACUUGUCAGCUUUGUUGACUUGUCAACAAGCUUGUUAGUUAUACAUGUUGUUUGCACUAAGUAUCAAUACUGUAAUGUUUGUUGAUCUGUAAUAAUUUAGUACCACAAACAAUGAUGUGAGUGCAAAUAUAAGCUUGCUGGCUAAUGUUAGCAUUUGCUAGCUAGCUAACAUGUUCCUAGCUACAGCAGCAUAUUAUAUUCAGCAUUAAAGUUGUGGUGUAAGUUUGGUUUAUGUGUGGGUUGAGUUCGCAUUCAAAUGUUGGCAAUAAUACUCCACCAUCCGUCUGCAAUUUGCAAUUUGAAAUUAGUGCACCACGCAAGAAGUCCGUACUGUGCGUAGUGUAUUACAUUGAAGUGUACUAACGGAAGUGUGCCAUUUGAGACACGCUCCUGGUUACCUCACAUCUGUGCAUUCAUGCAGUGCGACCAUUUACUAAAAAGCUCUCAGUGUAAAUCUGAUAGUGAGUGCAUAUGUGACAACGUCCUCAGUACUAUAAAGCAAAGCCAUAUGAAAAAUGACAGUUGCUGAAAGAUGUUACAGCAGCUCUCCAUGAUGAAAAAAAAGUUCUGCCUGUCUGAUACGUGCUGUACAAAUGAAAUGCAGUUAAAUCCCGUCCAAGUACUUUUAUCAUGUAGCUUAGUGUGUUAUGUUAAAUGGAAAACAUACUUUGAAAAGAUUACUCUUUGUUAAAUAUUUGAUUCACAGUGACUGUAUUUUAGCUUGACACAAUCGACUUUUAUGUGUUAUCCCUUUUUACCAGUGAAUGACCAACCUAUAUUAUUAAGUAGCCAAGUAGAGUUUUUAUACUAGAGGUAGAAUUAGCUCAGUUAUGCAACAGCAAAAUGAUGAUGUGCACUAGAUAAAUCUGCUGCCUUAUUGUUAGCUUGUUAGAUGAGAUAUGCAUGCAUAUGCGACAUAGUUCCAAUAAGUUUUCUUUGCUUUGUUUUAUUUUGUUUACUUUGUGUUUUGAUGUGUACUGUGCUAGGAGAGCACGCUUCACUGAUGAUCCUGGCCACUGUGACAAAAAGGCUUUAUUAUUGUCAGUGUCGAACAAAUUAUUUGACACAUUUCUGUGUUGGACAUCACUCUGUUAAGUUAUCUACUGUAGCAUAUGUUAACAAAAAGCUUUUAUACAGUGUUGUUUUUAUUGAAGAGGGAACUUUUAUUUUGUAAGUAUUUUGUAGGAGCUGGAUUUAAAACAUUAAUAUUGUGUUGAUGUACACAUAUGACAAGAAGAACUAUGGAUAUUUUAUAUUGAGGUAAUCUCACAGAUAAUCUUUUGCGAUGAAGGAAAUUUUUAACCAGGAUUGGAUUCUUGGAGGAUAAAGAAAGCCUAUUUGGGAUCAGUGUUAGUCUUCAAGCAUCUUAAAAUGUGUGAAAUAUUCAGCUUUGAAAUAUGUUUGACAUCAUGAGAAAACUGUUAAAGGUCCAGUGUGUAGGAUUUAGUAGCAUCUAGUGGUGAGGUUGCAGAUUGCAACCAACUGAAACUUCUCGCCCACAAGGUCCAGUGAAUGGGCCCUCGCUAAAUCUGAUGUAGUCAUAUCAACGCAUGUGGUCACGGGUCCAUGUUUUGUUUUGUUUUUCUUUCUUUCUUUUUUUGCAAAGGUUGCAAAAAAAUAAAAAAAAACUAAAAAAAACCAUUCCAUUUUCAGGAGAGGGGGUUUUAAUAAGUUAUGGUGAAUAUUUUGGUUCAAAAUAAAAUUGGGUUUUCCUUGCUUAUAUUUAGGAACACAACUAUAGCUGAACUUUUUUAUUUUUUGGUGUAUGCACCAGACAUGAACUCCAUUGGACGGAAAAGGUGCCCCAUUGGGGUCUGCUAUCUAGUUAUAUAUGUAUAAUGUAGAUAUUGAGGGCUCAUGCUAAGGUAACAAAAACACAAUGAUUCAUAGUUUCAGAUAUACUAAUUAAAACAUGGUUAUGAUAGUUAUAUUCCAUUUCUGCCAAUAUACCCCCUUAAGCCCUACACACUGGACCUGUAAGGGAACAUUUUUGUGGGAUGAAUAGUUAUCUGCUUUGUCAGUUUGACACAACAUAGUAUCAGAAGGAUCUUGCAGAACUGGAGUAAAAUGUGAAGUUUUGGAGUUAGUGCCAAAACUUAACAGUUUCAGACAAAUCCCAGCCUUGUGUCUGAUAAUAUUGCACUUAUUUACAUGUAUCGGGAGCUGUAAGUGUAAGACCUACAUAUAUGGUUAAAGACCAAAGGUGUGUUUUUGUAACUGUAGCAAGGACAACAAAAGCUGUAACAGUACAAUUCUAAGCAUUGACAUUGUUGUUUAUUUAUUACAUUUGAAGUAUUUUACUGUUUGCUUUUGUCAUGCACCAGUUGUAUAGUGAUCAACCUGAUGUUAUUUAUUAAACAGGUAAUAUAUACAUGAUGAUAGAAAUGAAAUAUGAUAAAAGAUUUUUGGAAAUAGUUAUGAAGAACCUUAUAAUGCCAGAGAGUAUUGACUCCAGCUUUUAACCAAACUUUAACUCACGUCCAAAUGAGAUGUUAUUGUUUUCUUUUGUUGUUGUUUU